This is a messenger RNA of Phycomyces blakesleeanus NRRL 1555(-), 889 nucleotides long. RefSeq lists its product as hypothetical. Gene Ontology annotation, biological process: translation. The record is from RefSeq and is a predicted model, not a curated record. Lineage: Eukaryota; Fungi; Mucoromycota; Mucoromycetes; Mucorales; Phycomycetaceae. Gene Ontology annotation, cellular component: large ribosomal subunit. The coding region runs from base 39 to 803 and encodes 254 amino acids. The transcript has 4 exons. Gene Ontology annotation, molecular function: RNA binding; structural constituent of ribosome.
CACACACAAAAAAGGAACACUUUUCCUCUUUUCCUUCAAUGAUCGCCUUGACAGCACGCUCAUCGAUCACCACACGAAGCAUUCUUUGCCGUGCACUGGUCAAUAACACCCAAGCCAACGUCACCCGAUCAUAUGCCACAAAAAAGAAGAAGCAGACUACACGUUUGAACCCCGAUGCUCUCGACAUCCAGGGCGCCGUGCGUGUACUAAAGGCAUUAGAGGUCGGCAAUCCCGAACAUCAGUUUGAGGCCCAUGUUCAGUGCAAAGUCGAAAAAUCAACACCUCUUAUCCGCGGCUCGAUUGUAUUGCCAAAGAGCAUCAAGCAAGAAGCCACAAUCCUCGUAUUCGCAAGCGGCAAGAAGGCCGAUGAGGCCCGUGCUGCAGGUGCACACUUUGUAGGCGGAGAAGAGCUUAUUGAAAAGGUCAAGAAUAACGAGAUCAAAUUCGACAAGUGCAUCUCUACACCUGCCAUGUUUCCUGCUGUCACAAAGAUCGCAAAGGUGCUCGGACCAAAGGGACUAAUGCCCACCGUCAAAAAGGGCACUGUGACUGACGAUGUAACAAAUGUUGUCCGGACCUCAAAGAGCUCGUUUGACUUUAAGGCUGACAAGUUGGGUGUUUUGCACACAGGAAUUGGAAAGAUUAGCUUUGAGGGUGAAGAUGUUGAAGCCAAUCUUAGAGCUAUCCUAGAGGAAUUGAAGGUGUUUGGAAAAGCAAACAAUUUGAAAGCUAUGAUUCAGCACGUCGUUCUCUCUUCAACUCGUGGACCCGGUAUAGUGAUUGCUGGUGGCCACACUCUCUAGACAAAUUUUCCUUUUCUUGCUUACCUGUAGACAAAUCCAAGUCCUGAAAAAUCAAUAAUAAAUAUACUCCAUCUUUCAUCACAUUG